Messenger RNA from Linum trigynum, 2659 nucleotides. The record is from the annotation of a GenBank genome assembly. NCBI's taxonomy places the organism in Eukaryota, Viridiplantae, Streptophyta, Magnoliopsida, Malpighiales, Linaceae.
GCUUACAGAUCCAUUGCAUUUCUUUCUGCAACUGCACAUGUGGUGGGCAGAAAUGGCAUGUGCUCUUUCAGGUGGCGUUAUUGCCUUUGCCACAAGAAAUUGGAAUCAAUCAAACCCCCCAACUCUUGAAAUGUGCAGAAGAAACAUCCCACCUCCACCUCCUAGUCCUUUCAACUUCCUUGCAACCUUGCAAGCAUCUUCAUUACACACACAAGCCCCAUGUGCCCGUUCUUAUCAAGCUUGCAUUAUUUAUCUCUUUCUUUUUGUUCCAACUUCAACCUUUCAAACACUUUAGGAAUUUCCUCCUUUCAGCCACAGAUCUCAUUCCACCACAAUGGAAGAACAGUUUUGGUUCAAUCUCCACUGUCCAUUGUUCUCAAGUAUUAUUACCACUUCACAUAUUCACAGUGCUUAAGGUUUUCACUAUUGACCAUUGAAAUUAGUCAAUGACUAUGUAGGCUUAAGAUCCAAAACCAGUCAAUGAGUAGGAGAGGGCAUUCUUGUCAAACCACAACCAACAUGAAAUUUGUUCUUUUCUACUCCUCCAAUCUGUCAACUGAUACAAUAAUACUACAACCAAUUAAACAUAUUCUAACAACUUCAACCCCACCAUCCUAUAGUGCUACACCACUGUUCCCCCCUCCCUUCUAAUUAAAUUUGACAAACCCCUCCCAAGUUUCCACAGACAGGCAAGAUCAAGCAAGAUGGCCAAUCUGAGAAGUCCCAUGUUCAUGGUUCUCUGUGCUUUCCAGCUUCUUGCCUUGCUUCAAUCCCAAGUCUCCUGUUACACAUUCAAGGUCGGAGAUUUAUCCUCUUGGGGCAUUCCUUCUGAGACAAACCCCAAAAUCUACUCUUAUUGGUCCAAAUACCACUCCGUAAGGAUUGGAGAUUCCCUCUUGUUCUUGUACCCACCAAGCCAAGACUCAGUGAUCCAAGUCACCCCACAAAAUUUCGACUCCUGCAACCUGAAAGAUCCAAUCUUGCACAUGAACAACGGCAACUCUUUGUUCAACAUCACCGAAGAGGGAGACUUCUACUUCACGAGCGGGGAGGCCGGGCACUGUGAGAAGAGGCAGAAGCUUCAUAUAAAAGUUGGCAAUGGCACUUCUUCUGCUUAUGCUCCUAAUUCAGGUCCCGGCGGUGCCUUGGCUGACACUGCUCCCUCUUCGCCAAUCGCAUUCGGCUCGAUCCCAGUCGCUCCUUCUACUUCUUCUUCUUCUUCUUCCGGAAUGGGAGCCAGAUUCGCAGUCAUCUUGUCAGCCAUUGUUGGAUCAUUGGUCUCUGGAAUUGUGGUCAUAGGAAGUCUGUGAAUCAAUUGAGUUCACAGAAAAUGCAGUUGAGACAGCAUUGAUUGAUUUUUGUUACACCAUUUAUCUUCUCCUAUUGUUCAAUUCUAUCGGUCAAUAUACGGAUUUUUUUUUGGGGUUCUGGACACAAAACAGAGGAUUCGAUUCAAGUGAAUAAAAGACGCAAUUUUUUGGUUUUCAUCCGGUAAAAAGUGAAAGUGUGAAACUGGGAACGGGUCAAUUUGAUGCAUUCGAAGAAAAGCGGGCAGUGGGCACGAACUACCCAAUGGCCUAAUCGAGGAAAAGUUGCAAUCUUUAAGGAAGAAAGGAAAUUUGAGAAGCAAAAACAAAAAGAAAAGACAACGUACAGCUUCCCCCCUGUUGGCGCUGCUGGCGUGACAUACUCCUUCCCGUCCCAGUUGCAUUUAUUAAAUUCAUUUCACAAAUCAGAUUUGCCAGCUAUUCCUCAUCUUUGUGCCGACACCCUUCUGUCUGCAACUCUCUCGCUGCGAUCCAUCCCUUGUGGCUUUUGAAUUUUCCAAAGAAAAACAUGUCGACCAAGUGGGGUCGAUUUCCAGGUUAUCUAUUCCUGUUCCAACAGCUCUGAUAGGGCAUCGGGAGAUGUUAAGAUGCGACCAGAAUUUAUAUAGUUUGUUUGUUUAAUCAAUCUCAGCGAAAUGGACUUUAGGCAAUGGAGGUAGCAUGAAUAAAUACUGAACCAACCAGGCUGUCUUGAGAUCUGGGUGAAUAUGCGAGCAGUCAGCAGAGUGAAUGGUUAUGGUCGCCUUUGUUUCGGAUGCCACGGCCACCUAAUAAUAAGUUGAUUUCAAAUCCCUUUUUUUCCCCCGGAUUUCCAAAUGGGAAAGAGCAAAAGAUUAGCCUGUAAAAAUGGUGUUAGUGAGCUUCAUGGAUUGUGUAAGCCCAAACAAAGAAAAGACCAUUAGUGGGCUUCCAACUAUGUCCUUCAGAUUCAAGCAAUAUGUCCCACAAUAAGAUACUCUUGUUACAUGAUUAGGUUUUUACCGAUUGUCUAGUUAAUUCCCACCUUAAGCAUCACAUCUUUUAUUAAAAAUCCCUCUACUCUAUCACGAGUUCUACUAUGCCAAAAUUGAUCACUAGUAUUACAUUUUUCAUGUUUGCCCUGUUCUUUUCAAUGCCAUCAUAAUGUUAUUCAUUAUCCACUCAAAUACGUUUUGAUUUUUAUAGUUAAUCUAUCCAAAUUUUUCUUCGAUCUUCUGGUUGGUGUAUUUGAGAGUAGUUUCUAGUCCACAAUGCCUAGGGUCUGAACUCUAUAUGACUUUAUGUUGUUUCCUCGUUCGAUAUCAAAGUUACCGGUGCUUAAUUUAGAAUAUGAAAAAACGAUUGAUUUUUUC